Messenger RNA from Oncorhynchus kisutch (coho salmon), 4801 nucleotides. RefSeq names its product dihydrolipoyllysine-residue acetyltransferase component of pyruvate dehydrogenase complex, mitochondrial. Gene Ontology annotation, biological process: pyruvate decarboxylation to acetyl-CoA. Gene Ontology annotation, molecular function: dihydrolipoyllysine-residue acetyltransferase activity. The record is from RefSeq and is a predicted model, not a curated record. Gene Ontology annotation, cellular component: pyruvate dehydrogenase complex. The transcript is spliced from 14 exons. The coding region runs from base 181 to 2076 and encodes 631 amino acids. Lineage: Eukaryota; Metazoa; Chordata; Actinopteri; Salmoniformes; Salmonidae.
GGGGAAGGAGAGCCGUAAAGCGUUGUGUUGUGAUGAGAGAGGUCAUUGGAAAGUGAGCACAGAGCUACCUGGGCUGGUUCGGGGGACAGAAAGAUACUUUAUUGCUACCAGCUAUUCCGGUACCGGAGUAGAUCCAGCGGAAUUUAAAAGGUCUUUAGCGACUAAACUAACCAAGACGAAAUGCUUCGUCUCGUCCUGCGGCUGAGGAAUUCUUCAGCGAUUCCCCGGUGCAGUGGUGCCCUAGCUGGGCCUGCCCUGAGCUCUCGCCCCUCUCCGGGACCUUGUCAUCUGAGGCUUUACCACGGUUUUGUCCGGUCAAGGGCUGUUUGCUAUGGAGGUAGUUUGAACACCGUGGUGUUCGCCAGCAGAACAGCCCCGCUGCCCGCCAGCGGCACCCAGCGCUUCUACAGCCUACCACCGCACCAGAAGGUGGAGCUGCCUGCUCUGUCCCCCACCAUGCAGACUGGAACCAUCGCUCGCUGGGAGAAGAAGGAGGGAGACAAGAUCAAUGAGGGAGACCUUAUUGCUGAGGUGGAGACUGACAAGGCCACGGUGGGGUUUGAGCUGUUGGAGGACUGUUACCUGGCUAAGAUCCUGGUAGCUGAAGGAACUGGAGUUGCCGUGGGCUCUGUCAUCUGCAUCACUGUCGACAGUGCUGAUCUGAUCCCAGCCUUUAAGGACCUGACGUUGGACAAGCUGGCUGCUAGCUCCGCCCCUUCUGCGGCUGCCCCUCCCCCCCCCACUGCUGUCGCCCCUGGCAGCUCCCUACCACCCCACAUGAAGGUGUGUCUGCCAGCCCUGUCUCCUACUAUGACCAUGGGGACAGUGCAGCGCUGGGAGAAGAAGGUUGGAGAGAAACUCAGUGAAGGAGAUCUACUGGCGGAGAUAGAGACCGACAAGGCUACCAUCGGGUUUGAGGUGCAGGAGGAGGGUUACCUGGCGAAGAUCAUGGUGUCUGAGGGAACACGUGACGUUCCUCUGGGCGCUCCUCUCUGCAUCAUCGUGGAGAAGGAGAGUGACAUCGCUGCCUUCAGUGACUACGUAGAGACAGCAGGGGCAGAUGUCUCCACCCCACCCCCUGCUCCUGCACCAGCACCGGUUGUAGCCCCCACUCCUGCAGCAGCUAGCCCAGCUCAUGUGGCCCCGGCAACCCCAAGGAAAGGGCGUGUCUUCGCCAGUCCGCUAGCCAAGAAGCUCGCUGCAGAGAAGGGCAUUGACCUGGCCCAGGUCAGCGGCUCCGGUCCUGAUGGUAGAGUCACCAGGAAAGACAUUGAGACUUUCGUCCCCCCCAAGGCUGCCCCUGCUGCUCCUGUUGCUGCAGCUCCUCCUUCCCCGGCUAGCCACGCCCCUACACCUGCCCCGGGUGUUGCCGUGCCAACAGGCACCUUCACUGACGUUCCUAUCAGCAACAUCCGCAGGGUGAUAGCCCAGAGGUUGAUGCAGUCUAAACAGACCAUUCCCCACUACUACCUGUCUGUUGACGUCAACAUGGACCAAGUCCUGGAACUACGCACGGAGCUCAACGCUGAGGUAAAGGCCCAGAACAUCAAGCUGAGUGUGAAUGAUUUCAUCAUUAAAGCCAGCUCUCUGGCCUGCCUCAAGGUCCCGGAAGCCAACUCCCAAUGGCUCGACUCUGUCAUCCGACAGAACCAUGUGGUGGACGUGAGUGUGGCGGUGAGUACGCCCAACGGUCUGAUAACGCCCAUCGUGUUCAACGCCCACACCAAGGGACUGGCUGCUAUCAGCUCUGAUGUCUCAGCCCUGGCUGCCAAGGCCCGCGACGGGAAACUACAGCCGCACGAGUUCCAGGGAGGCACGUUUACCAUCUCUAACCUGGGAAUGUUUGGUGUCAAGAACUUCUCAGCCAUCAUUAACCCUCCCCAGGCCUGUAUUCUGGCAGUAGGGGGCUCAGAGAAGAGACUGCUGCCCGCUGACAAUGAGAAAGGGUUUGACGUGGCCAGCAUGAUGUCGGUGACGUUAAGUUGUGACCAUCGCGUGGUGGACGGAGCAGUGGGAGCUCAGUGGCUCGCAGAGUUCAGGAAGUUCCUGGAGAAGCCUGUCACCAUGCUGCUCUGAUUGGAUAACACCCUCACCAGGCCACACUGUGGUUGGCUGGAGCCGUCGCCAAGCUGAUUGGUGGAAACCGUUCAUCAUGUUUCUGUGAUUGGCUGGCCCACCACAAGGACACUCCCCCUCCCCCUUAAAGGGGUGAGGCAGGACUUACUCCCCUCAGAAUAUGACACUUUUCCCUCUUCCUCUGUCUCUCCCCCUCCAUAACUGUUGACAUAGUUACAGUUUAGCCCAGUGGCUGUGAUGUCACUACAACAUGUUGUUUAUAAAGGUAACUGUUACAGUUGGGAGAAGAUUGUGUUUAAAGUUUAAAAAAGUUGAGAUUGGAGCUAAGAGUACGUUAGCAAAGAGAGCGAGAGAGACCUGAAGACAAACACACACACACACACACACACACACACUAGCCCAGCCCCUCUGAUCAGCCUGCUAUGUAGAACCAGUAUAGUCACACGCACUAGCCCAGCCCCUCUGAUCAGCCUGCUAUGUAGAACCAGUACAGUCACACACACUAGCCCAACCCCUCUGAUCAGCCUGCUAUGUAGAACCAGUAUAGUCACACUAGCCCAGCCCCUCUGAUCAGCCUGCUAUGUAGAACCAGUACAGUCACACACACUAUCCCAGCCCCUCUGAUCAGCCUGCUAUGUAGAACCAGUAUAGUCACACUAGCCCAGCCCCUCUGAUCAGCCUGCUAUGUAGAACCAGUACAGUCACACACACUAUCCCAGCCCCUCUGUUCAGCCUGCUAUGUAGAACCAGUAUAGUCACACACUAUCCCAGCCCCUCUGUUCAGCCUGCUAUGUAGAACCAGUAUAGUCACACACUAUCUCAGCCCCUCUGUUCAGCCUGCUAUGUAGAACCAGUAUAGUCACACACUAUCCCAGCCCCUCUGAUCAGCCUGCUAUGUAGAACCAGUAUAGUCACACACUAUCUCAGCCCCUCUGAUCAGCCUGCUAUGUAGAACCAGUAUAGUCACACACUAUCCCAGCCCCUCUGAUCAGCCUGCUAUGUAGAACCAGUGUUGUUUAUGUAAAUACAUUGACAGGAGGUCCACAUCUCUGCUUGUUGUCUUCUCUCCAUGGUAGGUAAUUGAGCGAUUGAUGCAUGUCACUGAUUUGCCAGAGUUCAAUCGCCUAUAGCAGGUCUGAAUCAGUCCCUGAUUACAGAGGAAAGAUGUCAACUAGCCGUGCUGCUGACCUCCAGGUAUGGAGCUGAGAACAGCUGAUCUAUCUUGUGAUGCUCUAUGAUAGGGGUCUCCAACAGGUCCAUCUACCAGUAGCUACCAGCCCACCUAUGAGUAGCUCGCCAAACAAUUCUGAAAGUACAUGCAAUUGUCAGUAUCAGACACAGGAAGCUCCCAACUACUAUCUGAACAACACAACGUUGACAUUAUCCCACCCCUGGUUAGCGACUAUUGGCUUCAAAAGCCAAACCUAACAAUAUCUGGCAAUUAUUUUCUAGCAAUAUUGCCUCUGUCUGUGUGUGGUGUGCAUGUUUUUCUAUCACUCAGUGUGUAGCCAGUCGAUAUGAUAACCGUCUUGUGGUUUUACAGAAAUACUUUCGCCAAAACCUUCUCAAUUAAAUGUUAACUGCAAAGUAGGCUUACCUGGCAGAAGCAUAUCAUGAGUAAGUACGUAAUUUGCAUCUGUUAUUUGUUAACUCUGCCAUGAACUGAGCAGCAGCAGUCCAGAACCAUCACUAGAUCAGCACAUUAGAUGGGACAUUCCUCACUCCCCAGAUUCACAAUUAAAGGGCCAGAUGUGCAAUUAAAGGGGAAUUACACCCCAAAAAGUCUAAAUUUGUUAGUUUUCUUCCAGGCACCCAUAAAAUGGCUUUGUGUGAUUUAAGUAUUGACAUGGACUCAACAUCCAUUAUGACACCUCCACUGUGGGGCUCUAUAGGUCUUCUGAUGUGAUUUAAUGACAUGGACUCAGAACAUCCAUUAUGACACCUCCACUGUAGGGCUCUAUAGGUAUUCUGAUGUGAUUUAAUGACAUUGACUCAACCUAAUGUCGUUGUUUCUCUAUGAACAAUUCUAACCAUCAUUUAGGAGAGAUAAAACUGAUUUUAUAGCCCCCCUUAGAGUUGUUUAUGAAUGAACUGUUAUUUGACCAGGUAUAUUGACAGAAAACACAGUUCACUACUUUCUGAGUAGCAGGAAAGAGGAGAAUGUGCCUACAGUGAGGGGAAAAAAGUAUUUGACCCGCUGCUGAUUGUGUACGUUUGCCCACUGACAAAGAAAUGAUCAGUCUAAUUUUAAUGGUAGGUUUAUUUGAACAGUGAGAGACAGAAUAACAACAACAACAAUCUAGAAAAAAACGCAUGUCAAAAAUGUUAUAAAUUGAUUUGCAUUUUAAUGAGGGGAUCAAAUAGUUUUUUCCCUCUCUGUAUUGGAAAGCUAGAAAGAAAUGAGUAGCUGAAGACAUUUCUAGCUCUUAUGCUAGAAAAGGUUGGAGACCCCUGUUCUAUGAUCAGCUAAUCUAGGAUGGGUGGAGUCUUCAUUUACAGAGUGGGAGGGGCUUUAUUUAUGACAUCACCCCCUGACUAAGCACUCGGCCAAUCCCCUUCUUCCCCUGGACAUGUUAUUAUUUUAUAACCUGUUAACAAACAUUCUGAACAGGAAAUGUUGUGUAUUUACAUGACAUCAUCUGAAAACAAGUGAAACGCACAAAGAAGUGAAGCUGGAUGUACUGUUGCCAUGGGAAUUAUUGCUGAAUAAAUUGAGUCAAAAUGA